Molecule: messenger RNA, 3303 nt
Organism: Tuber aestivum (summer truffle)
Lineage: Eukaryota; Fungi; Ascomycota; Pezizomycetes; Pezizales; Tuberaceae
Source: the annotation of a GenBank genome assembly
AUGCGUCGAGUCAGUGCCUAUGCUGUACUGUGCCUAGGCGCCGCCGUUGCUCACAUUGGGUCUGCCAACAACCUUCCAUCGAGCCCGCGACUCGUGGACACAGAUAACCAUGCACCCGGGACCGGGCCAUAUCAAUUGACUCCUGUGGUUGUCAGACAUGAUGAAAAUGAUGAUCCUUUGGUCCCGGAGAUUCCCAACGAAGAGUUAUAUUAUGGCAACGACCCAUUUUACCUCGACGAUUUUGAACCCAGGAAUAUUGCUGCUCCGGCUCCAGAUGACUCGGAAAGCAGCCCCAGCAUUGAUGGUGGGUUCGGCCUGGCCCCGAAGGCAAGACGCAAAAGGGCCGCACCUAGGGUAGGUGGGAUCCCAAAGCCUUCCCUGCCUCCUCCCGCUCCAAAUCCUGCCGCGACCGCGACCGAUGUGAGCGAAGAGGUGGCCAUUAGUGAAAUUGGCAUUCUGGUCGAUGAUACCAAAGCCAGUCUUAUUCCCAAAAUCUGCAGGUCGCGUGAAUUCCAGCCAACGAUGGAGAACUACUGGGUAUCGGGAACCGACACCUUCUUGCGAGAUUAUUCGAGGGACAAUCAGGGCUCCACUAAUUAUCAGAAAGACGGCCUCUUCAGAUCCCUAGCGAAGAUGUAUCUGGGGGAACAUACUAACCUGGAGUGCUCGUUUCGCGGUGGCACUUUCACAGGCAGGAAGUGCAAGAUCUCUUGUAGCGAUGUUUUGAAAUGCGUUAACAAUCCUGAAUUGGGAAGGAAGGUUUACUUCUCCCUAGCCGCGGCCGUUGGGUUUUCAGAGGUCAUGGGGGUCAUGCAUGUAAGUGAGCUAGAUUAGCAUGUGACGUUGAUACUGAUGUAACGCAACAGGACUCUUUCUCUCUUAUCCCGGAGAGACUGAUCUCCAUGAUCGGUCUAAUGCCCCAGUUAGAAUAUACUUUCGGAAAAUUAGGCGUUCAAGAUAUGCUUCGCUCGGAGGCACAAUUCUUUUUGAAAUCUCUCCAUCAUGCCGUUGUUGGAGCUGCGCCAUGGCAUACUGUUGAGAAGGUUUCCGAGGGAGCUGAUGCUAGUCUGGCCCGGGCAAAGAGUGAUUAUGACAGCGCCAUCCAGGUUUACGGGAUGGUCGAGGGCGGGAAUGACCCGUACAAAUGGGAUAAACUCUUCGACCCUCACUAUGAAAUGAGCAUUUCCGACCUUGACCUACCACACUCUGAUGCCGCAGGCUACGUUUUGGAGGAUUCAUCCACAUCAGCUGAGGGUUGGCAUGGGAAGACCGUCGAGAGAGCGAAGCAUGUUUUGCUAGACCUUGUGGCAUUCAUCCGGUCAAUUAAUUCAGGAGAGCUCGAUAUGGCUAGGGAAUCGGGGUAUUCGGUUCUCGAGAGUCUCUUUGACCGCAUUGGGGACUCCAUGGGCUCGGGGAUGGACUUUCUGUCGGCUGAAGUUCCUCAGCAAGUCGCAUCGCGAACCAAAACGGGCAUCGCACAGGCUGUCGAAGAAAUUCUCCUGGGGAAAAGUAUUGACUCUGAUGGUAAGGAAUUGAACUAGCCUUCUGCUCUUACCCUCUCGCAACAGGCAUAUUGAUUCUGACGCACAAGUGAUUUAGGAUCUACAAAUCUUUCAAAACUCUUGUCCUACGGAAACUACCUCCCCUUGGGCUACAAACCAAAUGUCUCUAAGCUCAAAAACGCAAAUCCAGCAGAGUAAGUCUUCCACGGUCAAUUUUGGCCCCUCUGCAAUGCUAAAAACAUCGCCCUGUAGGAAACUCUCCAAAAACAUCUUUAUGAGAUUAUUCAACCUGAGCUUCGAAGGAAAAAAACACUAUAUCUCCUGUACCAAGGAUACCCAGAGGCGCAGCACCCCUAAGAAGGACACUCCCGGGCCGAGGAGCGCAUGCGAGAGGGAUAACUCCGGGCCUCAGAAUCUCAAGGCAUGCGUUGAGGGUUAUGCUUGCUAUAUGUAUAGAUGGAGCGAGCGCGAUCUUAGCUACCUAUCCCACAACAAGAGUCCCAAGGGUAUGGAAAAAUGGGACGAGCCUCCUUUCAACAUUUCCGCUGAAGUAAGUUCUGCCACGUUCCUCUCGCUUGUCCAUCUGUUAACAGGAAACUAUCACCCACAGAAUAUAAUUACCUCUUCCGUCCAAUCCCUGCUUCAAGAACUUGGGCGUGGAGAAGGUAGAGGCUCACUGGAUGAAAUCCUCAAAGCCACAGAAGGUGGUCUCAUCUCACUUGGUGACCCCUCCAUUCCCGGCCUCUUCCGUCUCCCAGUCUGCUUCUCCCGCUAUAAUUGGAACGCCCAAGUCACGGGUUGGGGCAUCCUCAGCGAUACCGAUCCCAACUGCCCGGCAAAGAACUUCCCAUGUCACUGCGGCCCCUGGGGGCUGGAGACCGAGUCUGUUUGGCGUGAAAUGGGCGUAGGCCAGGGCAAGAAGCGAGGCAAUUAUGCUCAGAACUUGUGCCCACGUCAAAUAUCUCGUAAAGUCGAGGAUCCGGUGGAGAGGUACAUGGCUUACUGCGCUCUUGACAUUCGCCGUAAUACCUUCACUACUAGAGUCAAUGGUCCCUUCAAAUACUCUGGGAAGGAUAAGUAUUGUGUCGUUUUCCAGGGCAUCAUUGAGCUCAAGGGAUACGAGUCUAUUGAGGAUAUGGACCCCGAGGUUAAGUUUGCCUUCGCUUGCAAGAUUAAGAAGGGUGGGAAGGGCUGCUCAAUGUACGGCAGGAUGUUUGAUGGCCUGUGGGAGGAGGCCCUUGAUGCCGGGUAUUUGAGCCCUAAGAAUGGGCCAAAGAAACCCUCGUAGUUUAAAAAGGAUUGAAGAACCCCGUUUCGGGUUGGCCACCACACAGUUUGGGGUACCGUGGGGGGUGAAAAUGUGAUUUUUUUUUCUUUUGUAUAAACCCGGGCUGUGUUCUGUAAGGCUAGCUAGGUUUUGUCUCUUGAUAGUGUUUGGUUGUGACUGGCCACAGUGAUGCACUGUGGACUACUCGAGUACGUAGGGUGUGAUAAAAGGGAUGUUUUCUCCCUUCCCUUUUCCAUAACUGGCGAACGAGACAAAUUCAAGGAACACGAGGGGAGCAGCGAGCAAGCAACGACAAACACGGGACCUUGUAUCUGCGUUUGGGAAUUCUACUCUGUUUGUUCUUUCUGUUCUUGGCAUCGGAUUUGAUUUGUAUGGACCUAUUCUGGGAUACUCUUGCGUGCGUGAAGGCGCCAAUUGCCUGUGUGAUUUGAAAGUGAGUGAAGCUUACCCGUUUUGUGUGUUUGGUUUUUCGACCCCGAUGCGUCCUUUUUAGUACUAGUGGUUUAGGUCAUC